Molecule: messenger RNA, 582 nt
Organism: Procambarus clarkii (red swamp crayfish)
Lineage: Eukaryota; Metazoa; Arthropoda; Malacostraca; Decapoda; Cambaridae
Product: mucin-7-like
Source: RefSeq, a predicted model, not a curated record
AUGGGUGCCCAUGCCAAAGGUGCCACUGCCAUGGGUGCCACUGCCAUGGGUGCCACUGCCAAGGGUGCCACUGCCAUAGGCACCAAUGUCAAGGGUGCCACUGCCCCUAGCAAUGCUCCACCCGCAGCAACGGCUAGCAAUGCUCCACCCACACCAACGGCUAGCAAUGCUCCACCCGCAGCAACGGCUAGCAAUGCUCCACCCGCAGCAACGGCUAGCAAUGCUCCACCCGCAGCAACGGUUAGCAAUGCUCCACCCGCACCAACGGCUAGCAAUGCUCCACCCACACCAACGGCUAGCAAUGCUCCACCCGCAGCAACGGCUAGCAAUGCUCCACCCACACCAACGGCUAGCAAUGCUCCACCCACACCAACGGCUAACAAUGCUCUACCCGCACCAACGGGUAGCAAUGCUCCACCCACACCAACGGCUAGCAAUGCUCCACCCACACCAACGGCUAGCAAUGCUCCACCCGCAGCAACGGCUAGCAAUGCUCCACCCGCAGCAACGGCUAGCAAUGCUCUACCUGCACCAACGGCUAGCAAUGCUCCACCCGCAGCAACGGGUGAUAGUGAUAGUUAG